UGCUUCGCCUUUCUCGGUCCUCCCCCUAUUUGGAGCGCGACGCGGAGUUCUCGUGUUGCGGCGGCGGCGGCGGCGGCAGCAGCAGCAGGAGCCUCGCCUUCUGUGGGUGGCAUUGCAAGGCCGGAUUGGAGAAGGGGGGGGGUGCCGAACGACGUUUGCUCGCGGCUUGUUCGGGGUGGGGGCCACAGCCUUUGAGGAUUUGCCUCCUUUGAAGAAGCGAUCACCCCUCCCCUCCCCUCCCCCCCCGGCUCUCUUCGCCUCCAUGACCGCGGCGACCCCGUCUGGAUCCGGCUGCGCUUUCUUGCGACGGGGAGGACCGUGGGAAGGAGAACAAGGAACGGAGCCCGCCUGACUCGGCUCCGCGCGCGCGGAUCGGAUCUCGGUGGAGUUACUGCGGAGGAGAGAAAGACCUCCUCCCCGAAAAACAACAACAAUCCGGGCUUUGUUUUUCUUCUUCGUGUGGUUUUCUUGUCUCCCUGCGAGCGAGGAGAGGAGAAGGAAAUCGUUGCAGCCCCGGCGGCCAGGGAAAGAGCAACCGGGUGGAUUUGCAAGGAAGUACCCCCCCCCCCAACACUCCGCGGCAUUUGUCUCGUCUCCUGCUCUGCCCGAGGGAGCUUUUCUGGUGGAUCUGCUAACAAAAAGAAAAGCCCAGCCGUCCACCGGCUUCGGAGUAGCUGCGGAUUGUGCGUGUGAACGCGCGCGCUUGGGUGUACACAAACGGAGGGGCGCCGUUGUUAGAAGGAGGCGUUCGUCUCUUGCCUUCGUCCUCGAGCGGCGGCGGGGAGCCUUUCCGAGCCCGGGGAGGGGGGGUAGGAUGCCCGGAAGGGGCGGCGGCUCCCCCUCGCCCGCCAUCGCCGCUGCCCACCCGGGGGAAGCCCGGCCGUCGUCGUCUCUGCUGCUGCUGAGCUCGGACGACGAGGAGGCGCGUCAGGCUCUCGGCCGUGGCGGCGGCGGCUGCUGAGGCGCCCGCGCUCGCCUCCUUUGUCCAGGCUCCGGAGGGACCGUCGCUCCGAUCGCGGGGCCGGCCAUGUAUCCUCAAGGGAGGCACCCGGCACCCCACCAGCCUGGCCAGCCAGGCUUCAAAUUCACCGUUGCCGAAUCCUGCGACAGGAUUAAGGACGAGUUCCAGUUCCUGCAGGCUCAGUACCACAGUCUUAAAGUAGAGUACGACAAGCUUGCGAAUGAAAAGACAGAGAUGCAGCGCCACUAUGUGAUGUACUAUGAAAUGUCUUAUGGCUUGAACAUUGAAAUGCACAAGCAGACGGAGAUCGCUAAAAGGCUGAACACCAUUCUAGCCCAGAUCAUGCCUUUUUUGUCACAAGAGCACCAACAGCAAGUGGCUCAGGCUGUUGAGCGUGCCAAGCAGGUCACGAUGACGGAGCUGAACGCCAUCAUCGGGGUACGUGGAGUUCCCAAUCUGCCUCUCACCCAGCAGCAGCUCCAGGCCCAGCACCUCUCCCAUGCGGCCCACGGCCCCCCUGUGCAGCUCCCGCCUCACCCCUCGGGCCUGCCGCCACCUGGGAUCCCACCGGUCACGGGGAGCAGCUCAGGGCUACUGGCUCUCGGGGCGCUGGGGAGCCAAGCCCACUUGACGGUGAAAGAUGAGAAGAACCACCACGACCUGGACCACCGAGAUCGGGAUGCCAGUGCAAAUAACUCCAUCUCCCCAUCAGAGAGUUUGAGAGCCAGCGAGAAGCACAGGAAUCCCACUGACUACAGCAUCGAUUCCAAGAAGCGGAAAGCGGAGGAGAAGGACAGCAUGAGCCGAUAUGACAGCGACGGUGACAAGAGUGAUGACUUGGUGGUGGACGUCUCCAAUGAGGAUCCUGCUACGCCUCGGGUGAGCCCUGUCCACUCACCUCCGGAGAACGGGAUCGACAAAGCCCGUGGCUUGAAGAAGGAUGCCCCCAACAGCCCUGCCUCGGUGGCCUCAUCCAGCAGCACCCCUUCCUCCAAGACUAAAGACCUGGGCCAUAACGACAAAUCUUCCACCCCAGGGCUGAAGUCCAACACCCCUACUCCAAGGAACGAUGCCCCAACGCCUGGGACAAGCACCACCCCGGGCCUUCGGCCGAUGCCAGGCAAGCCAUCUGGAAUGGAUCCCUUAGCAUCUGCCCUGAGGACACCCAUCUCCAUCGCCGGUUCCUAUGCCACCCCCUUUGCCAUGAUGGGGCACCAUGAGAUGAACGGCUCCCUCACCAGCCCUGGGGCCUACGCUAGCCUUCACAACAUCCCGCCUCAGAUGACGGCUGCCGCCGCCGCUGCUGCCGCUGCCUAUGGCCGGUCGCCAAUGGUGAGCUUUGGAGCUGUUGGUUUCGACCCGCAUCCGCCGAUGAGGACCCCCGUCCUGUCCACCAGCCUGGCGUCCAUCCCUGGCGGGAAGCCAGCCUACUCCUUCCACGUGAGUGCCGAUGGGCAGAUGCAACCCGUCCCAUUUCCUCACGACGCCCUGGCUGGCCCCGGCAUCCCCCGGCAUGCCCGUCAGAUCAACACGCUGAGCCAUGGCGAGGUGGUAUGUGCUGUGACCAUCAGCAACCCAACCCGCCACGUGUACACCGGUGGGAAAGGAUGUGUGAAGAUUUGGGAUAUCAGCCAGCCUGGCACCAAGAGCCCCAUCUCCCAGCUGGAUUGCUUGAACAGGGACAACUAUAUCCGCUCCUGCAAGCUCCUCCCAGACGGGCGCACACUGAUUGUGGGGGGUGAGGCCAGCACCCUCACCAUCUGGGACCUGGCCUCCCCCACCCCCAGGAUCAAGGCAGAGCUGACCUCCUCCGCCCCCGCCUGCUAUGCCUUGGCCAUCAGCCCGGACGCCAAAGUCUGCUUCUCCUGUUGCAGCGACGGCAACAUUGCUGUUUGGGAUCUCCAUAACCAAACACUGGUCAGGCAAUUCCAAGGCCACACAGACGGUGCCAGCUGCAUUGACAUCUCCCACGACGGCACCAAGCUCUGGACGGGAGGCCUGGACAACACAGUGCGGUCCUGGGAUCUCCGGGAAGGCAGGCAGCUGCAGCAGCACGACUUCACCUCCCAGAUCUUCUCGCUGGGCUACUGCCCCACAGGGGAAUGGCUGGCUGUGGGCAUGGAGAGCAGCAACGUGGAAGUUCUUCACCACACCAAGCCGGACAAAUACCAGCUCCACCUUCACGAGAGCUGCGUCCUGUCGCUGAAGUUUGCCUACUGCGGGAAGUGGUUUGUGAGCACCGGGAAAGAUAACCUCCUCAAUGCUUGGAGGACUCCCUAUGGAGCAAGCAUAUUCCAGUCGAAAGAAUCUUCUUCUGUCUUGAGCUGCGACAUUUCGGCGGACAACCAGUACAUCGUCACGGGCUCGGGGGACAAGAAGGCCACGGUCUACGAGGUGAUCUACUGAGCCCAGGGGAUUCUGCAGGGCCACCACACUCCAAGCAGACUGCGAUCCGACCAGGCGGUGGUCGGGACUCCAGCAGGCAGAUGGAGAGUGCCUGAGCACGUUCCCAUGAUGCUCUCUGUUGUGGAAGCUGCGCCACCUGGCUGUGGGGCUGGGGGAGAUCUUCCGUCACCCUCUUGGGGUUGCUGCUGCUCUGGUGGCGAUUGAGACCUUGGCGCUUGGUCCAGCUGUGCGGGAUUUUGCAAACGUCUUCUCCGGAGACCUCAGCUGGCUUGUGGUUUUUCCUGGUUUUUAACUUCUUGGUUCUCAUGCCUGUGAUCUCGGGAAGCAAACUCUGGACCAGAUUUGCUUCCCGGCAGAGACUCUUCCUCCUUUGUCUCUCCGUAAGACUUGUGGGAAAUGUAAAUAGCGGACGAGUUUUAAUACGGUGGGGGACUCCUCCUGGCCUCGGGGGCCAGCUCUGUAUUUUUUUUUCUCUCCUUACUUUGGUCUGCUGUAACUGUAUUCCACUGGGGUUUUGCUUUUUGGUUUUGGUGGCCAUCUUUCUCCUGCCCCCCCCUUCCAAACCCUCAUUUGGUAGAGAGACUCUGCUGACCCACCACUUGCCCCCAGCGGGAGCGAAAUUGCCCUCCAACACCCCAUCUUCUAUUGCCGUACCUGUGAAGCAUCCGCUGUCUCUUUUUCCAAGACCCGAGCCCUUGUCCGGAUUGCAACCUUCAGCCGCUGACGGGCGGCAGCAACGGAACAAUCCCCACCGUCUUCUAUAGGGAUUCUUCUUUUUAUUUUUUAAAAGCACUUCCGUCUUUGGAGCGAAGCAAUGAGAGGUCCGUGUCCGGAUAGGUUUUGGACCCCACCAUGCCUGUCACAUGCGGCCUUCAGGCCUAGAUGCUGAGGAAGGGGUUUCAAGAAAGCAACGUUCAACAAUAUGCUCAGGGAGCCAGAGAGAAAGAAAGAAAAAAGAUAAUAGCAACUUGUGUGGGCUUUUUUAUUUUAUUUUAAACACUCCAAUGAAAGUAAAAGUGAUAGAGAUGGUAACGUUUAAAUGCAGGUUGUUGUUGUUUUUAAAAAGUUUACUAACACGAAGCGAUUUCUGUGCGACGGGGACUGGGGGUGGCGUUGGCAUCUAGUGGGGGUUUCGUGUGGCUUUGGCAAAUCUUCCCUCUCCCAGCCUCUUGGAUCAAGUGAAAGUGGGAGGGGAGGAGGAGGGAGACUCGCCCUCCUGAGGUUUUUUGUACUAAAGGAGAAAAUAAAAUUUAAACACGGGAAAAAAUCUACGUAUUUGUGUAGCAGAAGAUCUUGCCCUGUAAUGUAGCAUAUGGAAGAGAAUUUUUAUACCACAUUUUUAUGGAUUAUUUUUUAAUUUUUGAUUUUGAUCUGGUUUAAGAAAAAAAAUACAAAACACUAUGGCUUAAAAGAUGAAAAAAACUACCUGUUUUUAUUAAAGGCCAUGCCGGUGCAUAAAGGAC
Messenger RNA from Zootoca vivipara (common lizard), 4830 nucleotides. It is a transcript of the gene TLE3, whose product is annotated as TLE family member 3, transcriptional corepressor. The record is from RefSeq and is a predicted model, not a curated record. Gene Ontology annotation, biological process: negative regulation of canonical Wnt signaling pathway; regulation of DNA-templated transcription. Gene Ontology annotation, molecular function: protein binding; transcription corepressor activity. NCBI's taxonomy places the organism in Eukaryota, Metazoa, Chordata, Lepidosauria, Squamata, Lacertidae. Gene Ontology annotation, cellular component: nucleus; transcription regulator complex.